GAGACAGGGAGAGAGAAUAAAGAGAGGAGAGAAAGAAGAGGAGGUAGUUAAGGAGAGGAAAGUAAUGAGAGAAGCUACAAAAAGUGGGUAAUAAAGAAAGAAAGAAGUAAAGAUUUCACACUUGUAAAGGGAGCAGGGUGCGACCAGUCUGCAUUAAAGGAACCCCAGGUAGACAUAUCGUGUCCUUGAAAUCGCCUCACUUAAGGGACCGCACCCCAACGGACACAUCAUGCUGCCAGCACUCUCUACAUAUGAUCCCCCAUGUGGAGGCUUUAGUUUUGAGAACUGCCCCAGGAACACCUUUCUCCAGGACCAGGGACCUCAACUUGGCCUUCAACCACCAAAAGCCAGGAAGACAGGGACCACUAUUGCUGGAAUUAUAUAUAAGGAUGGGGUGAUAUUAGGAGCAGACAGAAGAGCUACCGAUGAUAUGGUAGUUGCUGAUAAAAACUGUGCCAAGAUUCAUUACAUCACUGACAAUAUAUACUGCUGUGGAGCAGGGGUGGCUGCUGAUGCAGAAAAUGUGACUCAGCUCCUGUCCUCAAACCUCCAUAUUCAUGCAAUGAGCACUGGAAGACAGCCACGAGUCUGCACUGCUAACAGAAUUCUGAAACAGAUGCUGUACAGAUACCAGGGUCACAUCGGGGCAUCUAUUAUAGUAGGGGGAGUGGAUAUCAAAGGUCCCCAUCUCUACAGUAUAUACCCACAUGGAUCAACUGAUGCAGUUCCGUUCACUGCACUUGGAUCUGGAUCCGCUGCAGCUAUAGCUGUUUUAGAGGACCGCUUCAAACCUAAUAUGGAGCUGGAAGAGGGGAAGCGUCUUGUCACUGAGGCUAUCACUGCAGGAAUUAUGUGUGACCUGGGUUCAGGGAGUGGAGUGGAUCUAUGUAUAAUUACAAAAGAAGAGGCCCGUGUCCUAAGAGGCCACACAAACACUGAGACCCGGGGAAAGAGGUUGGCUUCUUAUCGUUAUGCUCGUGGGACAACCCCUGUGCUGGGAGAAACCAUCACACAACUGGAGUUGGUAGAAGAAUCCGUUCAGAUCAUGGAAACUGAUGAAACAUUCUAGAAAUAAUAGAAUCAUGUUAUAGAACAAGUCUAUGCAAAUUCACUUGGGGUACCAAUGUGUUAGCGGCCCUACAGUUAAUACAAUUACUUACCUUAGACCUUGGGCUAGUGCUCCUAUUUGCUUAAAAGUGCACUGGACUGGACUGUAAUCCUUCAGGCACCACACUACCAUCUCUGCUGAUGUUGCUGUAUCCUUUUUGCUGUCCCAGAAACCCUGCAUACACAGGAGAGUAUUCAGGAUAGGGAAAAGGAUCCCUGGGACACAGGCAGAGUCUGAUGCUUAAUGUAUUUUACCCUGGCCAGUGCACUUUGUAGCAAAAAGGAGCACCUUAUUGGGGUCUAAGGAAAGGAUAUAUAUAUAUAUAUAUAUAUAUAUAUAUAUAUAUAUAUAUAUAUAUAUAAAUAUAAAGCCAUUUUUGGACUAAAUAAUAUAUAUAUAUCCAUAUCCUAUAGCUAUAUCCUAUAUAUAUAUAUAUAUAAUAUAUAUAUAUAUAUAUAUAUAUAUAUAUAUAUGUGGGAUGGCUGUUGCCUUAAACAUUGACACCCCCCGUAACGUUGCAAUGAUUUGUCCUUUAAUACAUAUAAAAGACAAUUUGUUAAAGCAUGCUAGAGAAUUUAAAUUAAUAAUACAAACCAGUCAACACAUGUAAAAUACACAUGCUGCAGACUGCAGUGGAUUCUAUGGCGCUGAGCAACAAAAAUCUAAAUAUGAAUAGUAAACUGCUGCUUAACAUGGGAAUCAUGGGGCAUCUGUUCACUUCACAUAAAUAAGCAUUAUAUACAAUAACCAAACAUUUAACAAACAAAAUGGUCUGGAAUACUUCUUGGAUAUCAGUUCCAUAGUCAGAACCCUAGUGAGGGUGUUUGUAUAACAGAUAAGAGCAAGCAAUGGUUUGCCACAGUUAAAUGUGAUUGCUUUUCUUGGUACAUUAACACAAUUCUUGCAGACAAAUUCUAGUUUUCAUGCCAAACCUGCUUGGAGCAAUAAAAAAACAUUCCACAGA
Messenger RNA from Xenopus laevis (African clawed frog), 2072 nucleotides. RefSeq names its product proteasome subunit beta 7 L homeolog (gene psmb7.2.L). Gene Ontology annotation, cellular component: proteasome core complex; cytoplasm; nucleus. The record is from RefSeq and is marked provisional. Gene Ontology annotation, molecular function: threonine-type endopeptidase activity. Lineage: Eukaryota; Metazoa; Chordata; Amphibia; Anura; Pipidae. Gene Ontology annotation, biological process: protein catabolic process.